AUCAACGAAGAGAGACCAUGGCCGAGCCAAAACCGAAGCUUCAUGUUGCAGUGUUCCCAUGGUUAGCUUUAGGUCACAUGAUUCCUUACUUGCAACUCUCAAAGCUCAUAGCAAGGAAAGGCCAUACUGUGUCCUUCAUCUCCACAGCUCGUAACAUUUCACGUCUUCCCAAUAUAUCCUCCGACCUUUCCGUGAAUUUCGUUUCUUUGCCGUUAAGUCAAACCGUCGACCAUCUCCCAGAGAACGCUGAGGCCACCACUGAUGUCCCGGAGACUCACAUAGCUUAUCUGAAGAAAGCAUUUGAUGGGCUUUCUGAAGCUUUCACAGAGUUUUUAGAAGCUUCCAAACCAAACUGGAUAGUGUAUGAUAUCUUGCACCAUUGGGUCCCGCCUAUCGCUGAGAAGCUCGGCGUGAGACGAGCCAUCUUCUGCACGUUCAACGCAGCUUCCAUCAUCAUCAUCGGUGGGCCAGCAUCAGUCAUGAUUCAAGGUCAUGACCCUCGAAAGACUGCUGAAGAUCUUAUCGUGCCUCCACCAUGGGUCCCGUUUGAGACCAACAUAGUUUACCGUCUCUUUGAAGCUAAGAGGAUCAUGGAGUAUCCCACGGCAGGUGUAACUGGAGUUGAAUUGAACGACAACUGUAGAUUGGGUUUGGCUUACGUUGGCUCUGAGGUUAUUGUGAUUAGAUCAUGUAUGGAACUCGAACCUGAGUGGAUUCAAUUGCUCAGUAAACUCCAAGGAAAGCCUGUGAUUCCAAUUGGUUUACUCCCGGCUACACCAAUGGAUGAUGCAGAUGACGAGGGAACAUGGUUAGACAUCAGAGAAUGGCUAGACAGACAUCAAGCAAAGUCUGUGGUUUAUGUAGCCUUAGGAACUGAAGUGACAAUUAGUAACGAAGAGAUUCAAGGUUUAGCUCAUGGGUUGGAGCUUUGCAGGUUACCUUUCUUUUGGACGCUAAGGAAGAGGACUAGAGCUUCUAUGCUACUACCUGAUGGGUUCAAAGAGAGAGUCAAAGAGCGUGGAGUCAUUUGGACCGAGUGGGUACCUCAGACCAAGAUACUGAGCCAUGGUUCAGUUGGUGGGUUUGUUACUCAUUGUGGUUGGGGAUCAGCUGUGGAAGGGCUUAGCUUUGGUGUCCCUUUGAUCAUGUUUCCAUGUAACCUAGACCAGCCGCUAGUGGCUAGGUUGCUCAGUGGGAUGAAUAUAGGCUUGGAGAUUCCAAGGAAUGAGCGAGACGGGCUGUUCACGAGUGCUUCUGUUGCAGAGACAAUCAGACAUGUUGUUGUGGAAGAAGAAGGAAAGAUCUACAGGAACAAUGCUGCAUCUCAGCAAAAGAAAAUAUUCGGGAACAAGAGAUUGCAAGAUCAGUAUGCGGAUGGUUUUAUCGAGUUUCUGGAGAAUCCUAUAGCAGGAGUGUAGAGCAAAAUAAUGAAGAAUUAUACUGUCUUCUCUGUCAACGUCAGCGAUGUGUGUAAUAAGAGUUGAGAAAUAAGGCACAAUCAAUGUGAUAACCAAUGUUAAUUUU
This is a messenger RNA of Arabidopsis thaliana (thale cress), 1524 nucleotides long. Its product is annotated as UDP-Glycosyltransferase superfamily protein. The record is from RefSeq and is marked reviewed. Lineage: Eukaryota; Viridiplantae; Streptophyta; Magnoliopsida; Brassicales; Brassicaceae. Gene Ontology annotation, molecular function: UDP-glycosyltransferase activity; UDP-glucosyltransferase activity. The transcript has a single exon. Bases 18 to 1418 code for a protein of 466 amino acids.